Messenger RNA from Durio zibethinus, 952 nucleotides. Its product is annotated as pathogenesis-related thaumatin-like protein 3.5. NCBI's taxonomy places the organism in Eukaryota, Viridiplantae, Streptophyta, Magnoliopsida, Malvales, Malvaceae. The record is from RefSeq and is a predicted model, not a curated record.
GAAAGAAGCAGAGAGGGAAAGAGAGGAGAGGCACUAACAGAUGGAUUUGCUUUCACCUCUUCUAUUGAUAAUGCUAAUGCUUUCAUCAGGGCCAAAAAUGCAUGAAUGUGCUAGAAUCUUCACCAUAAUAAACAAUUGCAAGGAAACUGUCUGGCCUGGAAUUACCCCUGGUGACAACUUUAAUGGUGGAGGUUUUGAAUUAAAAUCACGCCAAUCUAUUGUCUUUCAAGCCCCGGUAGGCUGGAGUGGCCGCAUAUGGGGUCGAACCGGUUGCAAGUUCGACAAAAAUGGAAAUGGUCCAUGCCAGACAGGAGACUGUGACAACACCCUUAAGUGUAACGGCGGAGGCAAAACCCCAGCAUCCCUUUCUGAAUUUACUCUUGCUACUCUUGAUUUUUACGAUGUUAGCCUUGUUGAUGGGUUCAAUUUGCCACUAUCUGUAACACCAGUAAAUGGUAAGGGAAACUGCUCCAUGGCUUCAUGUGAUUCAGACCUGAGAAAAAUUUGUCCUUCCGAACUGGCUUUCAAGGCCAAUGGGAAGGUUGUAGCUUGCCGAAGCGCUUGCGAUGUAUUCAACACCGAUGAAUACUGCUGCAAAGGGAUAUAUGGGAACCCUGCGGUUUGUCAGCCUACAUAUUAUUCCAAGAAGUUCAAGUCUGCAUGUCCUACUGCAUACAGUUAUGCAUAUGAUGAUCCUACCAGUAUUUUUACUUGUUCUGGAGCAGAUUAUGUUAUCACCUUCUGCGCAGUCAGGAAUCAACCAGUAUGCACUUACCAUGAUCACAAGCUUGUCUGCAGCAACAAAGCAAAUAGCUUAAACCCAUUGCUAGGGAGAUGGUGGUCUGCUAUGCUUGCACUGCUAUUAAUGGCUAACCUGUGGAUCAUUUUAUAAGAAAAACCCAUCUUCGUUUUGAGAAACAGUGCUAUGAUUUUCUUUUUCUCUAACAUGGUU